AGCGGAGGCCUUGAGAUGCUCUUCUCGGACCAGCGCCGCCACUCCCUCGUUCUCCCCGCCAAGGACCAGGACGGCAAGCCUUCCACGAUUGCGUAUCUGAUACAUCACCUCUGCGAGCAUGUCAUGAAAGACAGCCGCAAGGAACUCUUUGUUCUGCAGGACCAUCUACGGCCAGGUAUCCUAGUACUCAUCAACGAUGCCGACUGGGAGCUGGAGGGAGAAGAGGAAUAUGAGCUGAAGAGCGGCGACAAUAUCCUCUUUGUAUCGACCCUGCACGGCGGCUAA
Trichoderma reesei QM6a is the source of this 285-nucleotide messenger RNA. RefSeq lists its product as uncharacterized. Gene Ontology annotation, molecular function: protein tag activity. The transcript is spliced from 2 exons. The annotation marks the transcript as partial. Gene Ontology annotation, cellular component: cytoplasm; nucleus. Gene Ontology annotation, biological process: protein urmylation; tRNA thio-modification. Lineage: Eukaryota; Fungi; Ascomycota; Sordariomycetes; Hypocreales; Hypocreaceae. The record is from RefSeq and is a predicted model, not a curated record.